Brassica rapa (field mustard) is the source of this 2150-nucleotide messenger RNA. RefSeq lists its product as uncharacterized. The record is from RefSeq and is a predicted model, not a curated record. NCBI's taxonomy places the organism in Eukaryota, Viridiplantae, Streptophyta, Magnoliopsida, Brassicales, Brassicaceae.
CCGAAUUUCAAAUAAAGUAAUUCAUGAAUUAUAUAAUUUUUUUAAAAAUUAGUUCUUUUAUAUAAUUCAACUUUGUAACAUAAUAAUGUAAGACAAUCACAAAAUACUAAUUUAUAUCAAAAUUUGUUAUAGCAAAAGAACCCGUGCUUAAGCUAGUAUAGUUUUAUAUUGUAUUUCUAUUUAGUUUAAUUUUUACUAAUGUGACAUAUUAAAAAAAGUAGUGAUGAUAUAUGAAUUAGUAUUUAUACAUAACAAUAUUAAUAUUUGUAUAUACAAUUUACUUUAAUAUUACAUUAGAGUUAUUAGUCAUUAUCAUAUUAAGAAACAAUUUUUCAAAACAUAAAAUUUUAUAACGGAAAAUUGUACAUAUCAUAAUUAAAUUGGAUGCCAAGUCACGUCAUCUUUUAUUGUUGAAAAUGAAUACGACGAUAACACAUAAGUAAAUCGUCGUUGGCCACCCGGACUACUUUAAAUGAUAAGAAUACAUAGCUGUUGCGGGCCUCGUAAAAUAAGUCUAUUGACCUCGAUCGCCGGAUCUCACGGUGGUUAUCAAAAAAAAAAAACGUCUUUGGGAUAGUUGAUUAGAGUUGACUACAAACAACGAUGCUAAUCAAUUUUGGGUAUACAUUGGGCCAAAAUCAUAUAUGGGCUGAGCCGAGCAUAUCACACUAAGCAAUGACAUUCAAAUAAAGUAGAUGAAAUGAAGUCAUCAUGAUGUACUAACCGGCAUCUCUUAAAAAUUUAUCCAGCAUGAAAUUGGUGUUCAUAUUUUAUGAGGUAGAGUAGAUAUGAGUUUCCCACAACACAUUAGCAAAUUUUAACAUCUUAUUACAAGAAAAUGUAUUUAAUCACCCAACUAGACACAUUUAAAGAUAUAUCACAUUCAUAACUUUUGUUUGAAACUCAUUUAUAAUUUAACUGGACUUUGUCUUAUCUUUGAUCCUGUCUAACUGUCUUGACAUCUUUGAGCUUUUCUUCGUCUUAUAUCUCUUUUGAUUACAUAUAACUUUAUAUAAUAUAAGGUUUAUAUGUAUAUAUAUUACUAUAUUUUUGAAUCUCAUUUCUUGAAAAUGGAUCCAAUAAUGAAAGGAGGAAGCAAAGAGAAAGAAAACAGCUUUGUAUGGUUAGUGAAGGCUCCUUUCCGUAUCUUGAUCAUGGCACGUGACGCCUACAUACGCAGCAUUACGUCAUGUUCCGGUACCGGAAUCCUUACCGGCGGUGGAUCUUCUGGUUUUGGUCAGCUUUCAGGGAACUUCCAAAUCUGCGAUCCACCUAGCACCGCCCUUCCUAGAAGCUUUACCUUAUCGUCCCCGGCACGUGAUCAAGGCUGCCUGACAGGUGGUGGACAGCUUACAACGGCGACGAGACAAUCGUUCCCGUUGGAUCGCCGGAGGAAUUAUAGAUGUGUUGCCGUGAUGGGACGAAUUGACGAGGAGGUUUCUUGUGAUAAUGAGUCUGAAGAAGAUCAUUGACCCAAGAAAGAAAUGAUCUGAAAAGAUUGAUUAUGAUGGUUUAACAUUAAUUUGUUGCAGUUUGAAUCUAUCAAAGUAAAUCUCAACUUAUGUGUGUGUAUAACAAAGCUCUAGGUGAUUCAUAAUAACAUUUUACAUAGCAUAUUGGAAGUCCAUAGCAACACUUUUUUACUUUUAGUUAAAAGUUAAAACACACAUGACAUUAUGAUACACAACACAAUGUACCAUAGUAUUACGAUAGAUACAGUUUAAAAAGGGAAGAAAUAAUUAAUUGACCAACCAAUCAUUUGUUUGACUGAGUAAACGAAGUUGCAAAAACAGGUUUACUUUAGUCAAAAAUACAAUUUUCAACUAAACAAAACUGUUUUUUUUUUUUAAAUAUUAUUGAUGAGGUUUGUAUUUUCAUUAGAGAUCUUUUUCAGUAGGGCGGGCAUUUUCCGCUAAAUUAUUCGAUGAUACAAUCCGAAAAAUCUGGAUAUAAGUAAAGCUUCAAAGAAAAUCAAAUACUAAAAAUCAAUCUAUCUUAUUAAAACUCAAGUACAAAAUUGGAGUGUUUGGAGACUUGAAUAGGACUUUUAAAAAUUUGGAGUGUUUGGAAACAUGGAUUGCAGUCUUUUAAAAAAAAAAAUAUUUUUGUUUGAAAACAACGAUAGUAGUAUUAAGAAAAAAAGUAAUGGG